AUGUUGAGAAGAAAAGCUUCCUCCUUUCUCUUCAAGCGUCUAGUCCGCUUCGUGCCACGGUUCGACUCGUCCAAAGUUUUGAUCGGACAGCCUCAAGAUGACAAUCUUGAUGUCGGGAUUGCUCUGCGUAAAGGUCAAGACAUCCCCGUCAAUAUAUUCUCCGGGUCCUCCGUUCUAUUACCAGGCCAGGAUACCGGAGCCAGCACCAUUAUCGAUCGAGUCUUGUCUCCUCUGGCCGUAACCGAAGUUGGCACUAUUCGAUGCAUUGGAUUAAACUAUAAACAACACGCCGCUGAGGUCGGCAUGUCUCUGCCAACCGUCCCCACUAUCUUCAUGAAACCAAAUACAUCCUUGGGCGACCCCUGGCCCGCACCAACAAUGCUACCGAAACUUACACAGCAGGAAGACUGCGGUGAUUAUGAAUCCGAACUGACGGUUGUCAUUGGUAAGACGGCGAAGAACGUCACCGAAGCGAACGCCAUGGACUACGUCCUAGGCUAUACCGCGUGCAAUGACAUUUCGAGUAGGACCAGUCAGUUCGCGCAGAGCCAAUGGAGUUUCUCCAAGGGGUUCGACGGAGCCUGUCCCAUCGGUCCGACCCUGGUUUCUCCCGCCCUGAUUCCCGACCCAUCGAAACUGCACGUCCGUGGUCUGAAGAAUGGCCAGGUACUUCAGGAUUGUGGUACAGACGAUUUGAUCUUUUCAGUUCCGAAACUGAUCAGUUUCCUCUCCCAAAGUACGACACUGCCGGCGGGGACGGUGAUCAUCACCGGCACACCCGCCGGCGUAGGCAUUGUGCGGAAACCCAAAGUCACGAUUCAAGCGGGUGACGAGUUCGCCGUGGAGAUUCUGCCCUACAUUGGCACUUUGGUCAAUACUUUUGAGAAUGAGAAAUGA
Molecule: messenger RNA, 897 nt
Organism: Rhinocladiella mackenziei CBS 650.93
Lineage: Eukaryota; Fungi; Ascomycota; Eurotiomycetes; Chaetothyriales; Herpotrichiellaceae
Exons: 4
Coding region: 1-897 (298 amino acids)
Molecular function (GO): acetylpyruvate hydrolase activity
Source: RefSeq, a predicted model, not a curated record